Messenger RNA from Adineta steineri, 2361 nucleotides. NCBI's taxonomy places the organism in Eukaryota, Metazoa, Rotifera, Eurotatoria, Adinetida, Adinetidae. The record is from the annotation of a GenBank genome assembly.
AUGGUCGACAAUAUUAAUACCAAUAGUGAACAACGACAGUUUAAUGGAGGAGGUAAUGGAUUAAAUAACAGCAGCAGUAUCAGUCGAAAAAAAGGAAAUAAUGGUGUUGGUGGUAGUGAUUUGACGGCUUCUCCAAAAUAUAAUAAAACAAAUUCACGUGGAUAUAACAAAGAAAUUCAACAACAAAAACAAAACCGAGGACAUAAUAAUAAUAAUACUAAUAACAAUACUCGAGAACAAAGAAAUAGUGGUAAUGCAAGAUAUCGAAAUAAUGAACAAAAUAAGCCUUAUCAGAAUGAACGAAGUGAUCAUGUUGAUGUGGAUGAUGAUAAUGUCGAUGAUGACGUUACAAGUGAUGUAUUUGAUUUUGAUGAUCAAUAUUCAAAUAAACGUGGCAGUGUUAGUGGUACAAAAAAGACAAAUAUGAGUCAUUUACUUAAUUUUCAUUACCUUGAUAAACAACGUAAUAAUAUUCGUGGUAAUCGUCGAUCAUCUAAUUCAGGUUAUUAUUCAAAUAAUCGAUGGAUAUCAAAUGGAAAUUCUUCCUAUAGACAAUCAUUUUCCAAAGAACAAUUUCUUCAAGCAAAUUGUCAAUUUGUUGUACAAAAAGGUUUAAUUGAUUAUUCAGUACAUUUUGCUGAUCCAGACUUAGCUAUUGAUUGGUCAUGUGUUGAACAAGUUCGACUUCAUUCAAUGCAAACUCUUAAAUGUCCGAUUUGUCUAUCUGAACCACAAGCAGGAAAAAUAACACGUUGUGGACAUGUUUAUUGUUGGUCUUGUUUAUUACAUUAUUUAGCAUUAAGUGAUAAACCAUGGAGAAAAUGUCCUGUUUGUUCUGAAUCAAUUUAUAAACAAGAUAUUCGAAGUGUUCGAGGAAUUACUUCACGAUCUUUAAAAGCUGGCGAUUGGAUUACAUUUCGAUUAAUGUGUCGUGAACGUGGUUCAGCUCUUUUUUUCCCACGAAAUAAUUUUAAUGCAAAUGUUUUACAACAUGAACCAGAAUGUCUUGUUAUGGAAGCAAAUAAACAACAAUAUGCUCAUUUAUUAUCUGCUGAUAAUGAAAUAAUUUUGAAUGAAAUAAUUGAAAAAGAAAAAUUAGAAUUAUUAAAUCAAUUAGAAUAUGAUGGUGAUCAACCUGAAGCUUGUUUUAUAAAACAAGCAUUAGAAGAAAAUAAUGCAAGAGAAAAACUUGUUCGAGAACGAGUUGAUAUAAAAAAGAAUAUAGAAGAAAUUAAAGUAACAUUAAAACCAGCGAAAGAAGAAGUAGAAGAAAAACUUUUACCAAUAAAACCUGUAUUAGUAUAUGAUGAUGCGUUUGACAAUAGCAUAGUAUCGACACAAGAAGGGAAUUUCGAUAUUCAUACUGAAGAAAAAUCUGAUACAAAUAUAACGUUAACUUCCGAUAAAAAUCAUCCUCAACCUGUAUCAGCAUCGAAUAUACAAUCAACUCGACAUUAUUUCUAUCAAGCGGAUGAUAUCUAUCAUGCAUAUUUAAAUGGAUUUAAUACUCGAAUGUUACUUCAUGAAUAUAGUUCUUAUCAACAAUGUCCAGAUGAACUUCAUGUUCGAGUUGAAGCUAUUGAAAGUUUUUUUAUGACUGAAGAACUUCGAUCACAAUUUCGUUCAUUAAGUCAUCUGCCAUUAACAUGUGAAUUUCAAGUUAUUGAAAUUCGUCUUCAUCCACCAAUAAUAUCUCCAUUAACAACGCAAUUUUUUACUGAGGAAAUUCAUCGUCGUCGACAACAUCGAACACGUAAAGAACGUUUAGAAAAACGAAGACAACAGGAAGCAGAAUUUGUUGAAAGUCAAAAAUUAUUUUCUCAUUAUCCACCUGAAAUGAUGUAUAUGCCGCAAGAAACUUUUCCUGUCAAUGGAAUAAAUUCAGUAGAAGAAUUUCCAGCUAUGAUUAGUACUGCAACAUCUUCAUCACCACCAUCAUCAGCAUCAAUACAAUUAUCUGAUGAAAACUUUUCACCACCAACAAAUGUUUCAUUUGCUCAAAUGCUUAAACAACAAGCGCCAGCUAAUUUCAAACCAAUCAUAAUAAAUAAACCAAUUGCAACAAAAACUUCAACAAUUGAAAUUUUAACAAAAACUAAAAAGAAUAAAAAAAAGAAAGGUGACAAUGAUAGUGAUGAUGAUCAAAUUAAUGAUAAUGACGAAUAUUAUGCAGCAGUACCUAAUUUUCAUUCGAGUUUUAGUCUCGAGGGAGUAUUUGAUCGACUUAAACUAGUAAAUGGUGAAGAACAUCCGGUAUCAGCAGGUAGUGAAGUUACAGGCAAUGUUACAACAAAAAAGAAGAAUAAAAAAACUAAACAAAUCCUAUUUGCUACUGGAAUGGGUGGUCAAGCAAAACUGUGA